Myotis davidii is the source of this 4952-nucleotide messenger RNA. It is a transcript of the gene ETS1, whose product is annotated as v-ets avian erythroblastosis virus E26 oncogene homolog 1. Lineage: Eukaryota; Metazoa; Chordata; Mammalia; Chiroptera; Vespertilionidae. Gene Ontology annotation, cellular component: nucleus. The coding region runs from base 126 to 1316 and encodes 396 amino acids. The transcript has 8 exons. Gene Ontology annotation, biological process: regulation of transcription by RNA polymerase II; cell differentiation. The record is from RefSeq and is a predicted model, not a curated record. Gene Ontology annotation, molecular function: sequence-specific DNA binding; DNA-binding transcription factor activity, RNA polymerase II-specific.
GGAAGAAAAAUCGGAUUGCCCCCGUCCCCUCUCCCCUCCCCGAGACGAAUCCCCAUUAAAAAGCAAAAACAACAAGAAUAACAGCAAACUUGCUAUCACCCUGUCCGCCCUCCACUCCCGGCACCAUGAAGGCGGCCGUCGAUCUCAAACCGACCCUCACCAUCAUCAAGACGGAAAAAGUGGAUCUGGAGCUUUUUCCCUCCCCGGAUAUGGAAUGUGCAGACGUCCCGCUACUAACCCCAAGCAGCAAAGAAAUGAUGUCUCAGGCAUUGAAAGCCACUUUCAGCGGUUUCUCCAAAGAGCAGCAAAGACUGGGGAUCCCAAAAGACCCCCGGCAGUGGACAGAGACCCACGUGCGGGACUGGGUGAUGUGGGCUGUCAACGAGUUCAGCCUGAAGGGCGUGGACUUCCAGAAGUUCUGCAUGAACGGAGCCGCGCUCUGUGCGCUGGGCAAAGACUGCUUCCUGGAGCUGGCCCCGGACUUCGUUGGGGACAUCUUGUGGGAACAUCUGGAGAUCCUGCAGAAAGAGGAUGUGAAACCCUAUCAAGUGAAUGGAGUCAACCCCACUUACCCAGAAUCCCGUUAUACCUCGGACUACUUCAUUAGCUAUGGUAUCGAGCAUGCUCAGUGUGUUCCUCCCUCGGAGUUCUCAGAGCCCAGCUUCAUCACAGAGUCCUACCAGACACUCCACCCCAUCAGCUCCGAGGAGCUCCUCUCCCUCAAGUAUGAGAACGACUACCCCUCGGUCAUUCUCCGGGACCCUCUGCAGACAGACACCUUGCAGACUGACUACUUUGCCAUCAAACAAGAAGUCGUCACACCAGACAACAUGUGCAUGGGGAGGACCAGUCGUGGUAAACUCGGGGGCCAGGACUCUUUUGAGAGCAUAGAGAGCUACGAUAGUUGUGACCGCCUCACCCAGUCCUGGAGCAGCCAGUCAUCUUUCAACAGCCUGCAGCGCGUUCCCUCCUAUGACAGCUUCGACUCCGAGGACUAUCCAGCCGCCCUGCCCAACCACAAUCCCAAGGGCACCUUCAAGGACUAUGUGCGUGACCGUGCUGACCUCAACAAUUCGCUGCUGCCCUGGCUGGCUACACAGGUGGCCAGGAGAUGGGGGAAAAGGAAAAACAAGCCCAAGAUGAAUUAUGAGAAACUGAGCCGUGGCCUCCGCUACUAUUAUGACAAAAACAUCAUCCACAAGACAGCGGGCAAGCGCUACGUGUACCGCUUUGUGUGUGACCUGCAGAGCCUCCUGGGGUACACGCCCGAGGAGCUCCACGCCAUGCUGGAUGUCAAGCCGGACGCCGAUGAGUGACGGGCACCUGGGGGGCCAGGGAAACUCUGCUGAGACAUUUCAAAGACCCACGUCGGUUGGACUCUUACUUUUUAAUGGUUAUUCUAUUUUUAAUUUUCCAGACUCGUUUUUUUUUUUUUUUACAUUCAGGGGUGGGAGCUAAGUGAACUGCAGCUAUAAUCAAGUAUGUGUGGUUGGCAAAGGAGAGCCAGGACUGGUGGGGUGGGUGGGACAAGAAAUUCUUGAGCAAAUUUGCAGGAGAGAGAGAGAGAAAGGUCUCCUUAGAAGCUUGAAGAAUCUGGCUUGAGGGAGGACUAGAUGCGUAUGUCUGAUAAUUUUUUAAAAAUCAUCCAUGGGGGAAAAAAAAAGUGCCUCAUGGGAUGAACUUAUUAGCAUAAGCAAUUGAGGCAUCAGGGGUCAUGAGAUGGAUGAAGGGCAAUUCGUUUGCUUCUGUUUUUCGGUCUGGGCGGGGCCAAAAAGAGGGAGGUGGGGUAGGGCAAUUUGUUUGGGGGGGGGAGUGCCCCAAAACCAAGGACUAUUUACAUUUUAUUCUACUUUUAAAACAAAGGUGGACUUCCGUGGGGGAGGGACCAAAACUGUUUUUGUGUUGGAAUUUAUUUUAUUAAAUUUUGUGCCAGUAUUUUUUUUCUUCUUAAAAAUCGUCUUAAGCUCUAAGGUGGUCUCAGUAUCGCAGUAUCAUGCAAGGUUGUUUUCAUUUGCCAGCUGAGGAUUCUGUCACAGCGAAAGGAAACUGUUUAUAUAGACCCCACUGGAAAGGCAAAGUGCUGUCACUGAGAUCGGACCCCAGAUCCAGGUGGCUUUCUAGAUGAAGGAACAAAUGAUGCUGAUUUGGGGACAAGGGACCUGUGCAUGUGAAUGUCAUCUGUAAUUUAAAAAAAAAAAAAAGAUCAUCACGCCCCUCUAUGUAUUUGUCGUUAGUGGAUUCUCGGGGUUUAGACUUAAUGUUGAGCUAAGAAGCAUUAAGUGUUCAACUUGAAUGUAUUUGGCAGCCCUGGGUGGGGAGCACAGUGAAUCCGGAGCUGGACAGGACAUCGAGGAGGAGGGUUGACUUGGUUCUUUUCUUAUGAUUAGGAAUCAAAGCUGUGUGCCUGGGCAUUACCCCUCGGGUCUUAGGAAGUAAGUCCCGAAUGCAUGUUAUUCCCAACUAACACUUUAUCUUUUAUGUCUCAUCCUCUCAGCCUCCCAUACUUCUUGCUCUCCCCCCUGCCCCCCCCCCCCCACACACACACACAUACACUCUUAUUCAGUGCAGAGAAAUGUAAAGCUUUCUGAUUGGGGAGUGAACGAGUGACAGCCGACAUGAGUUGAAGAGCAUAUGAUAAAGCCAUUUAGACUCAUUGGGUGUUUGGCGCAAUGGAAACUGUGGGUGCCUAGAAGCCAAGGGUGGCUUGGCUGUCUUCCGGAGGAGAAGCGCAAGGCUUUCCUCUGAAGGCCUUAGGCUUAGUUGAGUGGGAUGUCCAUCCAGCAAGACCGCGCAUGCGGAGCGCACAGUGCAGCUGCUGUUCGGGUCUUGCACUUGGACCGCUGUCGUGGCACAGGGUAAGGGAAGGCUCAUGGCAGAAGAGAGGAAUGACUAGAAGGCAAAGGAAACAGAAGCACAGGAGCUUGAAGGAAGACAAUGAGGUGGUCCGUGAGAUGUGAAUCUAUUUUUCGUUCCCCCAUAAUUUAAACAACGGAGGCAGUUGUGAAGGGUAAUCUGAAAAUGGAGGUUGGGUCUGGGGUCGGGGGAGGGCCAACAUCUAAGUAAUGAAGACAAGUUCCUAAUUCCAUCAGAAUCCCCACCAUGGCCGAGAUGCCUGAUUAAAAAGGGUGCGGGCUGUGGGACGGCUUUGCCGACUGCAGCGAGAGAGGAAGAGGCGGUUAAGGUGGGCUUCUCAGGGCUGGCUUCCCCAGGCUCUAGCUGAGUAACCGGAAGUGCUCACCACUUCCGGCGCAUCUUCAGGAACGUGGGUUGUUCACUCCGGGUCCUCUCGCAGGCCCUGACUGUCAGGAACUUAGCUCUGUGACUCACGCUGAUCAAGCAGAGCGUCUACUUGGAAGGCCAAGGCAGAAUCCGCCCAGCUGUAUGUUUUGAUCUUCUUCCAAUUGCAGGUGCCUUAAUGAAGCUCUCGAGAUGUUUUAGGAGCUGCUCAGGGAGGGUCGGCGGAACUGUUGGACUACAUGGUUUUCUCUUAGGUUAUUUGAUCUUUGUUGGGCACGGGCAAAGGUGUGCGUGCAUGUGUAAGUGCCUGUGUGCGUGCAUGUGUAUGUGCGUGUGUGAGUGCAUGUGUGUGUGUGUGUGUGUGUUUGCAGACAUGCAAAACUGCAGCUGAGAUAAUACCUGGGUUUUCUAGGGACACCUCUCCACAUGUCAGUCUCAGGCGCAGGUAGAACCAAAGGCUGGGCAUCAGUCAUGGCUUGCUGUUUGCAGCCAGGCGUACAAUCACCUGCCCAACUCAUCCACCUUCCCUGUUCCAUUGAUGCCCAAAACUCCCCUCGUGCGAGUGUCUAACCCCUGCAGCCACCCCACAGCAGCUCCGAUGUAAGAAAGUGCCUCCUGUGCUCCCCAGCCCGCUUGCUCGCUGCGCCGCCUUUCUCUGCAGGUCCACCGUUUUCAGUAUUUAUAGAUAGUUUGUUAGUUAAGACCGCUUUGUUGAUCUGGCCAGAUGCCUUCUUCUCCUUCUGUCCAAAGGCCAGAGACCAUCCCAGGAAGAGUGGUGGGUGGUUUAUACACUGGAAAUGCAGCAGAAUUGUUGCAUUUAUGCUUUUUUUAAAAAAACACACACAUGUUAGCUUCAGAGGAAGGAUGGGCAAAUCGGGUGUAGCCGGGAGAAACCCUGUUUUCUUGGAGAUGCCUUCACCCACGUCAGUGCUGGCUGUCGGGUUCAGAGUCCCUCUGGUUCCCUUCUCCAUGCAGAGGCCGCUGGGGACUUUGGUGCACGGCGCCCUGGUUGGGUGGCGGCGGGGAUUGGAGGUAGCAUUCCAGGAUCAGAUGUGCUGUUCCUCACUUUGGAAGUGAGCUCUCCGGGUUUUAGAGCAUUAACCUGCCUGUCUUCAUGGUGGAAACGACACCCCCUCUCUUCUAGCCAUGCUGUGCAUGCUGCUUUCUCCGUUGGGGUCUAUAUAAAUGUGUUAGCUCUUACCUACAUUCCAAAGAAGUUUCAAGGAACCAUAAGUAUAUGUAUCCAGAUACAUAUAUGAAAGAUAUAUAUGAAAAUGAAACUAUCUCUAUCAGGAAUACUGCCUCAGUUAUUGAACUUUUUUUAAAGAAUACUUUUUUUUUUAAGCUGAGAAAUAUAGGGGUAAAAAGAUGUUAUAUUGUGUUUGACUAUUUUCCAACUUGUAUUUUCAUAUAAUUUAUAUUUUUUAAAAAGCUGAACAUUUAAAAGCAAGAUGAAAAAAAAAAAAAGGAAAAGCAGGUGCUUUUUAAAACUCAGAACUGAGGUAGCUUAGAGAUGUAGCCAUUUAAGUGUCUGUUUUGUUUUUUGUUUUGUUUUAUAAAUGCAAAAAAUUUCUUAUGGGGGAGUUUUUGUCUGUAUUUUAGUAGCUGAUGCUGGCACAUCAUUUUCCUGAAGAGUUUUUUAUAUCCUGUAGCCUGAUUUCCUAUUGUAUUUUAAACUGUGUGAGAUUAAAGACAAAGAAAUUCCUUUAUAACGA